This is a messenger RNA of Penaeus monodon (black tiger shrimp), 1818 nucleotides long. Its product is annotated as putative protein TPRXL. Bases 393 to 1292 code for a protein of 299 amino acids. NCBI's taxonomy places the organism in Eukaryota, Metazoa, Arthropoda, Malacostraca, Decapoda, Penaeidae. The record is from RefSeq and is a predicted model, not a curated record. The transcript has a single exon.
UGAGACUCGUCUCCUCUGAAGCCUCUGGAGAAACGUGUCAGAGACUCGUUCCUUUCCACCCAUCUCCCAGCUUGAAGAUUUCCGUCAGCUUCGCAGACUCGAGUAAAGCAGAGACUCAGAGAGCGUCUUCAUACCUGAGCCUGUACUCGGACCCAACCACAGCAGCUCAGGUUGUUCGCCCGACGCCCACGCUGCCGGAGGGCGUCACCUUAUCGUCCUCUCGCCCGGAGCACGCCCAGGGGACACCUUCGCUUUAUACCCUUCGUCCUGAUAGCUCCUGCGCUGUCCAGCCGCCAGCAGUGACAUCCUACAGGCCGUCCUUCGUCACUGCUGUCUCGUCCUCCCCAUCUCCCAUAUCAACCAGCGUCUCAUCAACUGCAGAUGCUCCUUCGAUGCCCAUUAUUUCAUCAACUUCCGGUGCUCCGACGAGUCUCAGCACCUCAGCAGCUUCUACCGUCCCAUCUAUCCUUUAUGUGUCGUCAACUCCCAGUGUCCUAUCAGGUCCAGGCAUUCCAACCAGUCCCAGUGUCCCAUUAAAGCCCGGUGUCCCAGUAAGUCCCAGUGCCCCGGCAAUGCCCUAUCACCCAGCAAAUCACAGUGCCCUACCGACGUCUUCUGUCCAGUCAACCUUCAGUCUUCCAUCCGUGAUCCCAUUCCCUCCCUCUUCCCUCACAUCUUCCUCGUCAACCACUCUUCCAUCCACUUCAGGCGCUCCACCAACUCAAGUAACUUCCUCCUCCAUCACGCCUCCAUCGUCCGCUAUUCUGCCAUCGCUCUCCGUCCCAACACAAAACUCUUGGUCGGAAUCCAUUAGCCUCCGGACGCCAAACUCUCAAGCAAAUGCUGCGCCUUCUUCGAGUGAUCCGUCACCUGCUAUCACAGGUCCUCCUAACACCCAUUCUUCGACCCCAUUAACACCCAUUAGCAGUGCACCCAUUACCUGUUCCUCAUCCUCUACCAGUACAAACUGUAUCCAGACUUCAUCCAGAACGCAAGUAGCUUCUGCCUGUACCGUGCCUGUACCCGGUAACCAGUCUCCCGGUGCCUCUUCAUCUUCAUCUUCCUCGGUGGGCCUCUGUACUUCGCCAGUGCCAAGCAGUACCACGUCAGAGAAGGCCACACCCUCUGCCGAACCCCUUAAUCUCGUGACCAAUAAUCAGUCACUAGAUUUGUCGUGUGGCAAACGCCCACCAUCUCUGAAGAUCGCGCCCACGCCCACCUGGAGGAGAAGCAGCGCGCCCUAUCGCCCUCCUCUCGUGGGUCGUCGCUCGCAGCCAUGGCGUCCAUGGUGAUCUUUGAUCUCUCUCGAAAAAGGUGACCCGUGAUAUCCUGCAAAAGACACCAAAAUAUCAGUAUCGAAUCAAAAUCAUUCAAAACUUACUUCAUGCACAUUUUUCUUCACAGCCAUUCAUCACUUAAUAAAUGAUUCCACGAAAACACAUUUCCUGUGACGGUCGCUUUCAACUGAAGCGGAUUUGCUAAAAAUUGCUAAAGAUUGUGUAACUUUCUUACGGUAUUUAUAAACCUGCUUUUAAGUUAUAAUUAAUUACAUAACGAUCAUGACUAUUACGAUAAUGAAAAAACUUUGUAGUUAUUACUCUUUUCAUGAUUCAUAUCAUAUUCAUAAUCAUCACAGCUAUUCUCCGAGGCUUUCAAUAUUAUGCAUGAUAUUUGCACGUAUUACAUCUAAGGUUAUUAAAAGAUAACCUGCAAAUUGUUUUGAUGUUUUUUUGUUUUUGUUUUGAUGUGAUAUUGUUUUUGUUUUGAUGUGAUAUUGUUUUUGUUAUGGGACAAAGUCCGUGUUGUUCAUUAUAGAUA